Molecule: messenger RNA, 837 nt
Organism: Pundamilia nyererei
Lineage: Eukaryota; Metazoa; Chordata; Actinopteri; Cichliformes; Cichlidae
Gene: ndufb9
Product: NADH:ubiquinone oxidoreductase subunit B9
Exons: 4
Coding region: 71-598 (175 amino acids)
Biological process (GO): mitochondrial electron transport, NADH to ubiquinone
Cellular component (GO): respiratory chain complex I
Source: RefSeq, a predicted model, not a curated record
GCUUCCAGAUGCCACAAAAUCCCAGAAUCCUUCGCGCUGCUCGGCGAGAAGGUGACAGGGGACGGCUAACAUGGCCUCUGCCUAUCUCACCCACCAGCAGAAAGUGCUGCGGCUUUACAAGAAGUCCUUGAGACACCUCGAGUCGUGGUGCAUAUUUAGAGACAAGUACCGUUUCUAUGCCUGCUUACUGCGGGCUCGCUUUGAUGAAAACAAGACUGAGAAGGACAUGGUGAAGGCCACCAUGAUGCUAAAGGCAGGAGAGGAGGAAUUCUGGACCAACCAACAUCCUCAGCCCUACAUCUUCCCCGACUCUCCUGGGGGGACCUCAUAUGAGAGAUACGAGUGCUACAAGGUCCCAGAGUGGGUGCUGGACCACUGGCACCCCUCAGAGAAGGCCAUGUAUCCUGAUUAUUUCUCCAAGAGAGAGCAGUGGAAGAAACUGAGGAUGCAGAGCUGGGAGAAAGAGGUUGCCCAACUAGAGGCUGAGACCCCUGCUGUUGGACCGAAGUCCGAAGCUCUCCCUCCUGCCCGCAAAGAGGGCGACCUCCCCCCUCUGUGGUGGCAGUUCGUCACCCGUCCCAGGGAGCGCCCCACAUAAAGGAUCUUUUUCACGUGGGCCUGCUCGUUCCUGCAACCUGAAGAAAAUCUCACAACAACAGCAUGAAGACAGGCUGACCCGUCAUUACCAUCUGUCUGUACAGAGUCGUUUCUAAAGGAGUUCACCGGUGCAGGUUGCAUUAAUUAAGAAAAACAGCCUUUGUGAAUUCAGAGUGACUAAGAAGUCCUGUAGAUGUACCAGUUAAUUCCUGUUCUAAUAAAUAUGUGUAUUAAAACUGA